AUGCAUCCGUCAAGCAAUAUUGACACUCAAGCGUCUCCUCCGACAUUCACGAGCCGGACUCGCCGUCUGUUUUCGCCUUCGGGCAGCCGGCGACUCUCCACGGCCUCUCUCAGCAGCACAUUUUCGUUCAGUAGCAUUCGUACUGCCCUCCCAGAAUAUUCUGAGACGGCGAGCCGCAUUGAUAACCAUAUUUUUGACGACCUCAGAGAUCCCCCACCAAGCAUUGACGUCUCAUCUUCUACGAUCAGCACUUCCACCAACCAUAAAUAUGCGCCACCGAUUCCUCCGGCCACGAAUCGAUCGGAAUCGGCGCCUAAUCCAACAGCCGGCAUAGUUCCUCACUUUGAAUAUGCCUUUCCAAUGCGAAGAGACAGGCCAUGGGCUACUCUUGUCCUGUUCACGCGCAAGUUUGAUCCUCACACCACCGACGCCCAGCGUCCACCGAUCCCACAGUUUUGUAUGUCGGGCGUUACAACCCGCAACCAGAGCAAGGCACGGGCAAACGAGAGUCAGCAGGGUAACCCCCCAACGACUGCUCAGACGCCGGCCUACGAGUCGGGAGGCACCGCCUCUGGCUCGCCUGCCGUACGGAAUACCGCUUCCGUGCAGGAUGAGAAUCCCCCCGCCGUUGGCCACGCGGGCGAGGGACCGGUCUCAAACCCCCGAGAGGGUGAUGAGAUGAUCAUGCGAGACCAUGCUGGUACACGCAAUGAUAGGAACACGCGCCGCGUGCGCACCGUAGACCACCGCCCUCGUGCGGUCAGUAGGCAGUUGCCUCCACACCUCGAUAGAACCACUCUCGACGAGCUCGACGAGCUCGACGAGGAUGAAAACAUGGAUGAUAGCAUGAGAAUAAAAUAUGCUUUAGACAUUGCAAAAAGCACUCGGAGGACAACGGACUUACUCAUGCCCAUUCUACAUGAAAUCUUCAAGAAAGUGGACAGCCUGGAAUUCCGCCAAGGGAACCAAGAAACUCCAGAAAGAGAUCCCGGGUAUGAGGAACCCGAGGAGGAGGACUUCGAGCCUGGACCGUCGAAAGGAAAAGGCAUUGACCCUCGAAACUGGGGAAACCUCGGUAUUCCAGACAAGGAAGUCGAUCCCGAUGUCCAAGAAGCCCUUCUCAACGAAGCCCGAGAGAGGAGACACGAACCCGGUCCAUCUAAUCAGCAGGACAUGUCUAAUAAUAGAAUGACAGAACCUGAGAACACACCCGAGUUCGACGCUGAACAGGCAUUCAACGAGCAUCGGGCGCGACUCAAGCGCAUGGAAGAAGCACUAGCGAAGGAAAAAGAAGCCUUUGAAGAGCUUUUUCGUGAGCGAUUAGUUGGGGCACAAAGUGCAGGACAUACCGCACAGAAUAUUAGAAUCUCCUCAACCCCCAUGUCAAGAGACAUUGAAAUGCUCAUCAACCGAACUCCUGGCAAUAAUACUUCAGUCCGUAAACCCGCGAACGCGCUGAAGCCGAGCAAUCAGCUACCGUUCGACACGUUGAUGGGUCGAUACUUCCAUUCUGAGAAUAAUGGCGGGUUACACAGAGGCGACCGUACCGAGAUGAGGGAUGACUCAACGGGAGUUACCUCUCGAUUCAAGCCUUUGGCACCCACGCCCCCUGAAAAGUACAAUGGGGAGGCAGACAUUAUGAAGUUUCAGAAGUAUGUGACCGAUUGUCAAAGGUUUUGUGAAGAAGCUGGCCUCGGAAAAAGAACUGAAGUCGGAAAGUGCGCAUAUUACCUCGGUGGGAAGGCGUACCGUUUCUAUCAGAACACUGUGGCGUUUGACGAGCAAAAUUGGACGUUAAAGGACUUCUUGAAGGAUCUUUUCGAUCAUUGCUUCCCGCCGGACUUCCGGCUGAAACAGCGCCAGAAGCUCGAUAAUUUCGUACAGGGAUCGCGCUCUGUUACAGACUAUGCGAACGAGCUGCUUAAUUUGUUCCGCCUCGUUGGAACAAGUGAUCUGCAGCAGCGCGUAGAUAAACUAUGGAAUGGAUUGCGCUAUGAGCUACAAACUGCCUUGUGGAAAGAAAACCUUGACUACCAUACCUCAUCAUGGGCCGAAGUCAUUGAAGUUGCACAACGUCACGAAAUGGCUGAUCGUAUGGAAGCGAGCAACCGUAAGCACCAGAAGACUGAUGGUGAGAAGAAUGGUCACCAAGAGAAGAAGCCAGAAUCGUCCCACCGAUUCAAUAAACCUGGAGAUCGACCUCAGCGUUCGGAGCCUCGGAAAGAUGGAUAUCAAAAGGAUAAUUACCAAAAGGACCGCACGAAUGACUCCCGCUCGGGAAGAGACAACAGGGACAACAAGGGCGGCCGUGGUUUCAAUAACCACCCGUGUCGAGAAUUUUCAUCACAGAUGAAGUGCCAUCGAUGUGGCGACCCUGGCCAUUUCGAGAAACAUUGCCCGAAGGGGCAGUCAGUUAAGUCGGAUUCAAAGAAUAAACCGCCCGGCGCUAAAAGUUUCAAUAUAGAAGUCGCCGUCGCAAAUGAGGAAAGACUUAAUUUACUUGAAAGCACCACUGAAGGUGCUGCAGCAGUUAGCGCCCAUUACAUUGAAAUCGAGAAUGCUGCUUGUGGCGUGAAUGGCCUAGAAGAUUUGGAUGAUGAUGAAUUGCCAGGAAUCACAUUUGCUGAAGGUGCCCGUGAGUUAUUUGAUCCCGCGAAGAUGCCAGACGCAGAAGGGAAACUAGGUUCACCAUUGUGUGCUGCCGUAAAACGAAUGCUCGAGGUCAUGAGGCCAUAUCCCGGUGACCCGAGCAACGAAGCACGCGAAUUUGACCGUUUCACAGUCUACGAGACUUCUGGAGGGAAGGAACUCGUUGUUAUGGAUUCGGUUACCGACGAAGUGGAACUUCUUGACACCCAUAGAGCCGCAGAGCCCGAUUUCUUGAUCGGAAGAUGGUAUGCUAUCAAAUGUACCCAACGCACUCGCGUUCGGGUUAAGCCUGUGAGACGUUGGUACAAGAAGACACCAUACGUCGAUAUUCAUGCCAAAAAUGCAGCCUGGAGGCUGAAUACUGGAAGGGACUUCUAUCAGUACCUCGCAUGCUCGAAGAAACGAAGGGAAAAACUUUCCUCUCGCUUUGACAUCUACUGGGAUGAUGCUGUACACCAGUAUCGAGUGUUUGACUUCGGAAUAGGCCUUCAUUUCGAAAUACCUGCUUGUAAAGUGCGAAAUCAACGACUAGAUAUUCGUAACUGGUAUUUUAAACGCCUUACUCAUUUCAUAAAGGAAGAGUUCUUCGAAUUCUAUCAUGCAUUAGAUUAUUAUGAUAUUUCAAGCCUUUUCGGCGACGAAAAGCUGGAGGGUGAGAAGGACGAGCCAAGCGACGAAUGCCUCGAAGAAAUCAUCGAGUAUUACAGUUCUGACGAGUCAGAAUUCGAUUACUGCGAACCAGAACAAACCAACGAGCAAAACUUGUUUAAAGAUGAGGUUAACGACGAAAUCCAGUCAGAUGUUGACUCUUGGGAAGAUUUUUACGGAUCAGAAGCUCCUGCAGAUGACCCAACCGAGACUUACAAGCUAGAAGACAUAGAAAGUGACUCCCUCGACAAUUUUUAUGGAUCCGAAACGUCUGAAUGGCUGGACGACGAAUCCUUCGAAAUAAGCGCCCAAGAACUCAAACUGGACGAAGACUUUCACAGUGCAGGAGUGUCCAACUGCUCGGAAGCAGAUUUCGUCGAAUUAGGCGCCCAGCAGCCGGCAGAGGACGUCCUACCUGCUGCACAACAAAAUGCAGCCAUGGUAAAGGAUCCAUCUUGUGUGGUUCCUAACCCUAUCACUGUAGUGGUUCAUGUUAAUGGAAAGCCAGCUCGAGCACUCAUAGAUUCUGGCUCACUAUGCGAUUUCAUGUCGUCUACUCUUGCUGAUCAACUUAAGCUGCAUAAGGAAGAGCUGAAAACACCUUUAAUUGUUCAGCUAGCUGUUCUAGGAUCGCGUUCUAAAGUUAACUAUAAAGUAACAACUGAUUUUACCUACCAGGGUAUUCAGGAAAAGAGGGCAUUUGACAUAAUUAACCUCUCAAGUUAUGACAUAAUUCUAGGCACUCCAUUUCCGUAUCAACACUCUGUAAUGAUUGGAUUCAAUCAGAUGAGAGUUGUCAUUGGGAGCAACGAGGCGUUACCUGUCAAAGGUUCUACUGUAAGGACUCUCUCGUCUAGUCUUUCCCAGCUCCGGGAAGAAAACCUCGAUACAGUGCGAGCAUAUCUUCGAGAAUGCGCCAUGCCAUUGUGCAAAACAGCCGAAGAAACAGAGCUCCCGCCUUUACGAGCCAUUAACCAUCGAAUCGAGCUCAUAGACGAGAAUGCCACUUAUCCUUGGCGUCCGGCACGAUGCCCCGAGGCUUUCCUAAAUCAGUGGGUCGAUAAACGAAACGCCUACUUAAAGUCGCAACGCUGGGAGGUUACAAACUCACGAAACACAGUACCCAUGUUGUUCAUACCGAAACCCUCGAAGAAACCCGGCGAUCCACCACGACUCCGCACGGUGAACGACCUACGAGCCCGCAAUGCAAACACUAAAAAGAUGACAAGUCCACUCCCUGACAUCGAUGGGAUUAUGCGCCGCGUGGCCUCCAAAAAAUACAGGACAAUCCUGGACCUCAAGGAUGCAUAUGAGCAGGUGAGGAUCGACCCUUCUGACGUCUGGAAGACGGCUUUCUCAACACCUAAUGGUAAUAUGGUUAGCAACGUACUCCAAAUGGGAGACUGUAAUGCACCGGUGACGUAUCAAGCCUUAAUGAACCAUAUUUUUUCGCCCUACAUUGGGAAGUUCAUGGAUGUGUACUUGGAUGACAUCAUUAUCUAUUCAGACUCGUUGGCAGAGCACGUUGAGCAUGUUAAAAUCAUUCUAGGUGUCUUAGAAAGAGAGAAAUUCUACUUAUCUGAAGGAAAACUCGAUUUUUUGUGCUCGAAAGUAAAGAUCCUCGGACGAAUUGUUGAUGAUGAGGGCAUCCAAAUGGACCCCCAUAAAGUUGAUGCACUCCUUCGUUGGAAGGUCCCAACAAAUCGGGAUCUCCUGCGUGGAUUUCUUGGAGCUGCGAGCUAUCUAGCAGAUGAUAUUGAUCGUGUUAGGAUCCCUAUGGGUGUUCUACACACUCUGACUAGUAAUGCAGUGCCUUUCCGAUGGGAUUUUACGCACCAGAGGGCUUUCGAAGAAAUAAAAGAACUCGCUAAUAGGCGCCGUGACCACCAUAGGCGCCCAAUUGAUCAUUCGCCCGGUGCGCCGCCCAUUAAUUUAAUCACGGAUGGAUGUAUCACUGGUGUUGCGGGUGUCAUUAGUCAGGGAGAAGACUGGAAAACAGCACCUGUGGCGGCCUUCUAUUCGGCAAAACUCUCUCCUGCGCAACAGAACUAUCUGGUUCACAAGAUUGAACUUCUUGCUGGACUUGAAACAAUGAUGCGCUAUCGCGACGUGCUUCUCGGCGUUCAUUUCCGCUGGUACACAGAUCACAAGGGUCUCAUGACCCUGUGGAAUCAUCGUGAAUUGACUGGCCGGAGGGCGCGAUGGAUUGAGACGCUCAGCAUGUUCGAUUUCGAAGUGAUCUAUGUGCCGGGUGAAGAUAAUGUGUUGAGUGAUGCCCUAUCAAGGAUUUACUCAAACGACGCACCAGGAACCGUCCGUGCCCCGAGCGAGUACACGGAGUAUGAUAACACUGCUCCUUCCAUGAAAGUUGCAUGUGCCAUGAUCGAGGCUCCCAUUCUUGUUGGGAUGGAGGCAGUGUGCGCAACUGCAAACGUAAAUUAUGUCGGUCGCAGAUCCAAACGAGUCUGUGAGCGCGAAGGUGCCGAGACGGGAAGGCCGGAAACUUCGGAUGAGUUCGCCGCAAGGGUAAAGGAUUCUUUCACCCUUCAUGGUCCAGAGCGACUAGUGAUACGGGUACCACCACGUGCGAGCCCUUCGAGUGCACAGACCGAGGAAACAGACGCUAGCCAAGACGAGGAUAACAUUGCACCCGAGAAGCUCGGCUCCACGAGCAGAGACACACGUGCACCUAAUGAUGACAUCAACAAUGAUGUCAUUCAUGAUCUGUCUCCGCUGGACCUUGCGCGGGACCUCGAUGGCAUUGAUGUACUCAAGGAGAUUCGCGGCAACUACAGGAAUGACCCAUCUUUCAAGUCCAUUGUGGACAACCCGAAUGAAUACAAAAAUUUUGAGUUUGAUAAGCAGAAGGGCCUCCUGUACUUGAUACAGGACAGUAGGCGACUCUUGUGUGUACCCGAUGUAAAGACGGGUGGACGGAAAAUUAGGGAAAUCAUCAUUUCGGAAGGUCAUACACUUCUUGCUCAUUUGGGAUACCGAAAGACAUACUCUUACUUACGUGAUUACGUCUGGUGGAAGUCCAUGGCAGACGAUAUCGAGAAGUUCUGUGCCUCGUGCACAAUCUGUAAGCAGAGCAAGGCUAACAAUUCAAAGCCGUAUGGCUUCCUCAACCCGUUGGACGUUCAGACGCAACCUUGGGAUUCUAUUGGGAUUGAUUUCGUCGGACCAUUUCCCGAAUCGACAAACCGCGAUGGUAUCUUCGACGAAAUCACUGUGAUCAUUGAUCUAUUUUCGGGCAUGGUUCAUCUCGUGCCCAGCCGUUCCACCUAUUCGGCGCGUGAAGUUGCUGAAUUAGUCUUCGAGAAUGUCUACAAGUUGCAUGGACUACCUUCCUCAAUAGUGAGUGAUCGUGACCCACUUUUUACAAGUCAUUUCUGGCGGGAAUUGCAUAAGCUUAUCGGGACUAAACUCCGAAUGUCGAGUGCUUAUCACCCCGAAACAGACGGCACAACCGAAAGGGCAAACAAAACGAUUGGUCAAAUGUUGCGCCAUUGUGUUGGGACAACUCAGAAAGACUGGGUACAGAAGCUUCCCGCGAUUGAAUUCGCGAUCAAUGCUGCUCGUUCAGAGAGCACCGGUUAUGCCCCGUUUUUUCUCAACAGUGGGCGGAUGCCUCGCUCAUUAAUUUGGGAUUCAAACAAACCGAGUGAAUAUCCGGGUGUCCGGGCUUUUGCCAAAAAGAUGAAGACAGCGAUAAUGCGAGCACAUGACAGCUUGAUCGCGUCGCGUGUCAAAUCAGUCCGUGACGCCAAUAGGAAACGCCGAAAUGCUCCAUUCAAGGAGAAAGAUUUUGUAUACGUAUCCACAAAGAACAUUUCACUCCCCAAGGGUUUAAGUCGAAAAUUGGCCCCUAAAUUCGUCGGGCCAUACCAGAUUGUGGAAGAUUUUGGAAACAAUUCAUUCCGAGUAAAUAUCUCUGCCUCUCUGCGGAAAAGAGGUGUCCACGAUGUUUUUCAUUCAUCUUUGCUACGGAUUCAUGUACCAAACGAUGAUAGGUUAUUCCCAGGUCGAACAGAUACUCAAGUCUUCAAUCUUGAAGACCUGGAGGGCGAGUGGGCAGUGGAAAAAAUUCUAUCCCAUAAGGGUGAAGGGAAAAACUCCGCAUUUGAAAUUCUAUGGAAAUCAGGAGAUAUUAGCUGGCUACCUUACCAUCAAGUGAGCCAUCUGAACGAACUGAACCAAUAUCUCGAAGCCAUGGGGGCCAAGACAAUUGCAGAACUUUCUAGAGGGAAAGAAACGUGGUUUAAUGCCGAUGAACAAGUCCUUUUGGGUGCCAUGACCCUAGACUCCGAAAUUGGAAUCAUAUAUAAAGAGGGCUUCACCUCGAACGACCUCUUUGACGAUUCUUUCCCAUACCCAACUCCAAAUCAACAACCUAUAUCACCUACCAUGUCUUCUACUUCUUCUUCCACUUCCACUUCAGUUCUUACUUCUUCUUCUUCUUCUCCCCCUUCUCUUCACUCUUCCACCGAGAAAUCGGUUUAUACAUCGUCCAACACCAUAUCCAACUCUCUCGCCAAUCUUCACUUCAAAAAGAAGCCAGUCCCCGACCCCAGCGCGACCACCACGACCACUUCCGCCGCUAACGACGAUUCCACAGCCGCCAGCACAGCCACCAACGAGCGCUCGUCCGUCGAUCAGUCUACCACGGUCCACACAGCACAGAAUACUGGCGAACCCGCGGCCAUCACCAAUGCACAUGCCAUUCCAUCCGACCAAGAUGUUGAUAUGGCUGAGGCUGAGCCCGUUGCGCUCCCGGAGACUUUCGGUGCGAACGCGCACUUCACUACACUCUUGCCCGCUGCAGAGCUCGAUCCCCAUCACUUCGAAGCCACCUUGCCCUUCAGCGACCUCAUCUCCGAGGCCGGGACUACCUUCGCCGACCACACACUCGCCACCACUCGCAUCGACACGACCCGCCUGGUCACUUCCCUUCGCAAGCCAUGGCCUUACCGUCGUCUUGGAUCCAUUAUGCCCGGAGGAUUUUCCCGCAUCUUCCAAGGCCGAAACGGGUACUUCUCCAUUAUCAGCGAGCACGGCGUUGUGUACACCAUCACCGCCUUCCAGCUGAAGGACAUACUCCGCUUCGCGACCGACCUCAACAAGACCAAGCACGACGAGGCCAAGAAGAAGCUGCUCAUUGAGCCGAUUGGUUACCGAGAAGUGGCACAGAUGCUCAACGCCGACGACGCGCAGGAUCGCCGACUCCCCACCAUCAACGCCGACGGUUCCGUGAACUACACCAAGUGGCACCACGGGCGCUACCCUCUUCAGGUGGACGCAGCUGAACCAGAUCAGAUCGAGUUCGGCAUAAAGUAUCAGCGUCUGUUCAACAACGUCGACCCCAGCUCGAUCAGCGCCGCCCUCAUUCACGCGAACACCGCCUUCGCGAGCUCGUCCAAGCGUGGGAAUUCGGACUCCGGGGACAAGGCGCAUCGCUCCAAGAAGUCGCGCUAUUAG
Cyclocybe aegerita is the source of this 8775-nucleotide messenger RNA. Lineage: Eukaryota; Fungi; Basidiomycota; Agaricomycetes; Agaricales; Hemipholiotaceae. The record is from the annotation of a GenBank genome assembly.